UCGGAUGACGAAAAAAAACAAACAAAACCAAAAUUCUUUCCAACAUAACCAUAGUAACGCGAUCAUUGGUGUAUGAUCGCUGGUUUGUUAUUACGUGUUUCACGAUUUUGGAUCGGCUGAAUAAAUUUGCUUCGAAAAAAAAAAUAAUGCCAACAUCAACAAUGAAUUCAAAUCAGAAUUCAUUAUCAUCAUCAUCAUCAUCGUUUACACGAUUUGAUUAUAUUCAAGUUGGUCUUACAUCUAGAAAUGCAAUGAAAUUGAUACGAAAACUUUCACCACAUUUAUUCGAAGUGGCUAUCGGUGAUCAUUCUGGUUCAUUACAUUAUUUCAGUAUAAAUAUGGAUAAAAAUCAAGCUGAUACUAUAUUCAAAACAUUACCGGGUCCAAAUGCUAAAAUUAAUUGUAUCGAUGCUUAUUCUGGUCUUAAACAAAAUGGUUCAACAAAAAUACUUAUUGUUUGUGGUCCUUCAAUGAUUAAAGGAUUCAAUAAAAAAGGCAAACAAUUUUUUGGUCUUGAAUUGAAUAAUCUAACUGAACCAAUUAAAAUGUUUCAAAUGCAUCGACAACCGGAUGAGAUACAUGUAUUGGGACAAUAUAUUUAUAAUAGUUAUCUUGUUAAUACAGAAUUGGUUGCCAGUGGUGGUACGGGUGGAUCAAAUUCAUCAUACAAUUCUGUUGUUCGUUCAAGACAUUAUUAUGUUUGUCCAGCACAGAUAAAUGAUUUUGUUCUUAUGGAAGAACGUUUUAAUCGACGAAUUAUACCGAUUUUAGCAUGUCAAGAUCGUCUAUUACGUAUAUUGAAAGAUUCACAAUGUAAUUUUGAAAUAGAAGUUUGUGGUAUACCAUCAGUAAUACGAUUAGUACCACAACAGCAUAUGGAUUCUCCUGAAAUGAUGAUCAAUAAUAGUGAUAAUUCAUCGGUGAAAAAAUCCAAUAAUAAUGAUAUAAAUUUAUGUUAUGGCACAAUGGAUGGUAAAAUAUCAUUAGUUACAUUUCAAUUUCAAGGUAAAGAUCAAUUAGAACCUGUUCAUCAUUGGGAAGUACCAGUCGAGGGUAUUCGACAACCAAUAACUUGUCUAUGUUUUUCGGAAAUUCAACCCGAAUUCUAUGUUGGUCGUGCCGAUGGUACCAUCGAGAUUUGGCGAUUAAAUGAAACAAUACAUGAUGGUGAUGUUGAACAACAGGUUGAUUUGACUGCUACACCAACAAUGAUUGAUUCAUAUAAUUGUAGUGAAUCGAUAACAAAUUUAUUACCAAUAAUAAUUGGUCAACGUAAUGAUCUUCUUCUUCUAUGUUCAACAUUCACUGGAAUGGUAUUCGGCUUAUUACAGCAUGGACAAACAAAACAAUUAAAACAAUUGAAUCCAAAUUAUCUUAUGAUUAGUAAAGAGAAUGCUGAUCGUAUACGAUCAUUACAGGAUGAAUGUAAACGAAUGGAGAAACAAUUGGAAAAUGAACGAAAAAAUUAUGCUAAACAUACGGCUAUGGCAUCAUCGAUGGCUAGUGCUACGAAUAAUGUUGAUCAAACACAAAUAAAUACAAAUGAUGGUAAUCUAUCUGUAUUACCAUUUUUUGCCAUCAAUGAUUCAUUUGUUCUCCAUAAUGAUGCAUCAUAUAUUCUAAUGUUGGAGGUUGAAGUAUCAAUCGAUGUUGUCGUAUUACAUUGUGAUCUACCAUUAGAUCUUAUCGAUUGUGAACGUAAUUCAGCUGUCAUUAGUUUUAAUGAUGAUCAAAUGAUUGGUGCUGGUGGUUUUGGUGAUUACAAUAUUAAUCCGGAUCAAGUAUUGGUUACAUUUCGUUGUCAAACAAAUACAAGUAGAUUGGAGAUAAGAUUACGUCCUGUUGAAGGACAACAUGGUACAAUAUCCGUUUAUGUUAUAUCGCGAAUAACACCAAAAUCCUGUCAGGCACGAUCAUAUCAGAUACAGCCACUUUCAUUGCAUAAAAGACAAUAUUCCAAUACUAGUAUUGAUCAUCCAAAUCGUUUAUCAAUAACCGGACAAUUUAGUUUAGCCGAUGCACAUACAUGGUUACGGUUAUGUAUACCGGAAAUACCGGAAAAAUUAUCCCGUACAUUAUCCGAUGUUGAAUCCGAAAUUUUAUAUUAUAUUUCAACAAUGACUAAAUCAAUAUUGAUUUGUAAUUGUGGCCGUGGUGUUAUCACAAUGACGUCGGAUAAUGUAUCAACAAUUUCGAUACUUAAAGAUUUCAUUACAAGAGAAGCUACACGACAAUCGAUUGAAAUUGAAAUCGAUGUUGAUCUAAUCGAUAAAAGUUUGGGAUCAAUGUUGGUUCGAUUAUAUCCAAACAUCCGACAAUUGAUACGACGAAAACAUCGUGAUGAUUUAUUGGAAGCAUUAGCCGAUCUACAAUCAAGUGAUGCUGAUAUUGCACGACAAUUGUUGAUUGAUUUAAAUCUGAAUCAUCAAGAUGGUGAUGAUGAAUCAAUAGUGGAUAAUUUAUCAUCGGAUAAUCGACGACAAGAUGUAAUGAUUGGUUUGGAUCGUCUUUAUGGAAUCAUAACCGAUUUGUUUAUCGAUUAUCAUAAAUUAAAAAAUAGUUCAAUGAUUACAUCAUUGGUUUCAAUGGCAAAACAAAAAUUACCCGAAAUGAUUGAAAUGAUUGAAAAAAUUGUUUUCGAUUCAUUUGAUUCAGAAUGCAUGGAUAUGAAUAAUUUUUCAUCAACCACAUUUUCUAUUGAAUCGACAUCGAUUAUCGAUGAUGAUGGUCAUUCAAUAACAACAACAACAAAUAUCGAUAAUACAAUCGAUGAUGGAUUGACGACAACCACUACGACAAACGAUUCAACUAAUAACAAUCAAACAACAACUGCUAAAUCAUCCAAUACAAUAAUACGAUUAAGUCAAGAUCCAAAUGUUAAUAUUUUUAUUGAAAAAUUGUUUCAAUUUUGGAAUCUAUCCAUUUGAAUUAAUUAAAAUACUUGUUGCCUAAUUUUAUG
Molecule: messenger RNA, 2959 nt
Organism: Dermatophagoides farinae (American house dust mite)
Lineage: Eukaryota; Metazoa; Arthropoda; Arachnida; Sarcoptiformes; Pyroglyphidae
Source: RefSeq, a predicted model, not a curated record